AUGACCUGUUCUGUCUACUCUAUUGAAGGGACAGUUCCACUUUCCUGCCAAAACCUUGCGGGGCAUUGUUAUUCACUGCUUGAUACCAGUCUGAAGUAUUUAGGCCUCUCGGGCUGCAGUAGACGUCUUCAGUCAAGUCCAGACUCCAGCUCUGAAAGACAUCAACUUGGAGAUUUCUUUUCACACCGUUGUCAAGCUCCACAAAUGACUGCAUCAGACUGCUAUGUGCGCUUGUGGCUGCCAUCUGCUUCAAAUGAAAAGCUUCAGACCAAAACUAUCAAGAAUUCUGACAACCCUGUCUGGAAUGAGAUUUUCUACUUUAGGAUUCAGAGAGAAGUUGAGAACAUUUUGGAAUUGGCAGUGUGUGAUGAAGAUCCACUCAGCAAAGAUGACAUGCAGUUCACAAUUCUUUUUAAUAUUGCUAGAGUCAGACCCGGAGAGAGAGUCCGUGAGAAGUUUGCUUUGAAAUCAGAGAAAGAGAGGUGCAUUAAGAAAUGGGAAAGUCUGGAAGUGGAAUUCUGGAUGGAAAAAAUUCCUGGCCCUCCAGAGUAUGUCAUUACCAAUGAUGUCCUAGUGUCCCGUGAAGUUUGGUGUUUGGAAGUACAAGUGGACCAUAUUGAAAGCAGGAAAUAUCUGCGAGAGGGUAAGAAUCUUGUGCUUACGGUGCCUGCAUCUCAUGAAGGAACACAGAAAGCUACAGAAGACACAAAUACCUUCUACUUCCAUUGUGUGAAGGCUUGGGAGCCAAUUCUAAAAGCCAGGCUACAGAAAAUUUCUGAUAAGGAAGAUGACACAAACAAUUUAAGUGACACCUUAACAGUACCACUGAAAUUUCUCCCUGUUGGGCAUAAAGUGAAAGUAACCCUCCCUGUAAGACAUAAUGUGCCACUGCAAUUGUACCUCCAACUGAAUGAUUGCACAGAAAAACUUGAUGUGCGCUUAGGAUACGAUCUGUGCCAAGAAGAGCAGGAAUUCUUGCAAAAAAGGAAGAGAGUGGUUGCCAGUGCCCUGAAAAGGGUUUUUCAUCUGGAAAGAGAUCUACAUGGACAUGAGGUCCCAGUAAUAGCUGUUAUGGCAACAGGCGGAGGCCUCAGAGCAAUGUCAGCUAUGUUUGGCCACCUCUUAGCUCUUCAGAAGCUAGAUCUGUUGGACUGUGUUACCUAUCUCACUGGGGCUUCUGGCUCAACAUGGACCCUAGCAGACCUGUAUGAACAUGCAGAUUGGUCACAAAAGAGUCUGGAAGGGCCACUCAGAGCAGUAAAAACACAGGUGACAAAAUGCAAGCUAAACCUUAUGUCUAUGGAGCAUCUGAAAUAUUAUCACAAGGAACUUGCUGAAAGGGCAAAAGCAGGACACGUCUCAUCUUUUACAACACUGUGGUCACUUGUUCAGGAAAUGUUCUUACAUGGACGGCCAAGAAAGUACAAACUCACAGACCAGCGCAGGGCAUUGGAGCAUGGGCAAAACCCAUUGCCUUUCUAUGCAGUCCUCAAUGUCAAAGAGGAAAAGUUCAGCACUUUCAAAUUUAGAGAGUGGGCUGAGUUUUCUCCUUAUGAAGUGGCCAUACCAAAGUACGGAGCCUCCAUUCGUUCAGAAUAUUUUGAUAGUGAGUUCUUCAUGGGAAGACGAGUGAAGAAGCUGCCAGAAUCUCGGAUCUGCUAUCUAGAAGGUCUUUGGACAAACAUCUUUACUAGGAAUUUGCUGGAUGGCUUGUACUGGUCCUCAAAUUCAAAUGAAUUCUGGGAGCGAUGGGCCAAAGAUAUGGUAGAUAUAGAAAAACAUUCUCCUGAGGAGGAUACCACUAUCAUUGAGCCUCCAUCUUGUUUGUCGGGGAAGUUGUAUGAAAUGUUUCAGGACAUUAUAACAAAGCGUCCACUACUGGGAAAGUCUCAUAACUUCCUGAGAGGCUUAGAAUUUCAUAAGGAUUAUGUCCACCAGAGAAAAUUUAUUGAAUGGAAAGACACCGUGCUGGACGCGUUCCCUAACAAUCUGACACCACUGCAGAAAUAUCUUUGCCUGAUAGAUGUUGGCUAUUUCAUUAACACCAGUGGUGCAGCACUUUUCAAGCCAGAGAGGAACGUAGAUGUCAUUAUCUCACUUGAUUAUGGUUUGGGGAAUGCAUUCAAGCAAUUAGAGAUGACAUACAAAUAUUGCAAGAUACAAAAAAUCCCAUUCCCCAAAGUGGAGAUAAGUGAAGAAGAAGCAAAGAACCCAAAGGAAUGUUACGUGUUUGAAGAUGCAGAGGACCCGAGAGCACCCAUAGUAAUUCAUUUCCCCCUUGUGAAUGACACAUUUAAGGAAUUCAAGGCACCUGGGGUAAAGCGCAGUCUCUCAGAGAUGGAAGAAGGCGAAGUAAAUCUGGAAAACAACUGUUCACCCUAUUACCUCAUUAGGCUAAUCUACUCUCCUGAAAAUUUUGACAAACUUGUGAACCUGAGCAAGUACAACAUCCUCAACAACAGAGACCUGCUCUUUCAGGCACUUCAGAAUGCUGUAGAACGGAAAAUAAGUUGCACGACUUGGAAUCUCCCCAGCCACUCUGGAGCUGGAUAUGCCUAGGCUGGGUUUUCAUUCUUUUCCUCACUGAAGGCUACAACAGUCACAUUACAACGAACUCAUAACAAUCACAGUCACAUUACAAUGCAUCACAGUGUUCAUUAUUUGCAGGAGUCUGAGGAAACCUGUACAUUUCUCAUCUUGCCUUGUUCAAGUUCCUAGCUUUCAAAAGGAUUUAUGUAAUCUUCCUCACCCAAGUUUUCAGACCACAAGAGCCUCACAGUGUAGUUUUACUUGACAAGCAAUGAGAGUCCUGGUUAGCAGAGGACUUUCAAGAGUUUCCCAAUGCUGUAAAAAAUGGUGGUGGUUAUAGCAAUAGUUCUUUACAUGUGCCUGUUCCCUCAAUCCUGAGCCCAUUAUCAGUGCUUUUUGUAUGAUACAAUUACAAACCAAGUCCUGGCUGUUUGCAUUCAGUAAUGUCCAGAUUUUCAGCUAGGCUGAGCAGCAAGAAUUUGCACUGAAUUGGUGGGCUCAGCUCUGAAGUCAGGCCAAAGAGUCAUACAUACCUGUGAACAAUAGCCAAUCUGCAGUGUGGACUGUUACAUUCUGUUUGGCUAAUUCCCCUUGCUUAUUCCAUUAUUCCUUUAUUCCAUUCCCCUGCAAAUGUUUGGCAGAGAAAUGCUGCUCCAGACUGCCACGAAGGGGGCAGUUACAUUUCAAGAAGAAAAGACAUGAGAGUAUGGUUCUUUCUUUUGAGUUUUGGCUGGAGGAAAAAUUCCACUUAAGGCAUGAGUGAUUAUUUUCAUUUAUAUGGGCAGUGCCUGUAUGAAUUAAAAUGUCAAGAGCUUUUGAAAUAAAAAACUCAGGGUGAAUAGUUACCACAGACACAAGUAACUACAUUUAAUUCAAGAACGAUGACCAAGACCUAAGCUAGUGCUUCUUAUGGGUGCAAGCUGAAUGCAGGAUAAAAUAAUUAAUGUAACAGAGUGCAUAGAUACUGUAUUUUCACAACUAGAAGAUUUUUUUUCGCCUUUACAGUCUUUAUCCCUAACAUCACAGGCAAGGUAUUUUUAAUAGGUGCUACACUAAAAUGGAACACAAAUAAAAAAAAAAAGGAAAUUCUUUUUCACACCUCUUUGCUGGAGGAAAAUACUCAGAAAAGAACGAUGCCUGGUUUUCAUUUGCUUGGGAUUAUAGUGAGAGAUAUUGCCUUGAUCUAUGAGCUUGGAAUAUUGUUAUGGCUCUCCACAGCAUUAAAAAGAUGGUAGAGAAGGAUGUGGAGCGCACAAAACAUAAAUCAGAGAAGUUUCUAGGUUUCAUAGCACUGAAGGAGCUGGGCCUGCUUUUGGCAUAUUUAAUCCAAACACAGGACAUUCACAGAGGCCCAGGAAACUCUUGCACAUUUCUUCUGUGUUGGAAAUGUACUUGAUAUCUAGAAUGAGUUAUACUUAAAAUUAAAGAAAGAGAAACAGGUCUGCCUAUUUGGUGUAUGCAGGCAGUAUCUGAGCUCAGAGGAGAACACCCACAAAAAGUUUCAUUGCCUGAGCCCUGUUCCUAUAAAAUGCUGCAAGUAAAGGCAGUAAAUAAGCCUCUGUGAUACUCCUUGUAUGGUGCUUACUUAUUGAGCUGAGGAGCACCAUGAGAAGAAAGAAUUAAUCAGAUAUGGCUGCAAGAAAGACAGAGCUGUUUUGAGUUGAGUUGAAAAGUAAGAUGACAGCAGGGGGUAUCUCAGAAAACAAAGUCUUACCAGCAGGAUUUGUGACCUUCCUGUAGGAGAACAUGUCCUGGUGCAGUGUGCCAUGGUGCAGGCAUAUGCACGCAGGAGCAGAGACGGCUGUAUGCUGUUUUACCUCAUCUACCUAAUUUUUACAUGCUGCUAAAAAAACCAUUUUGUUCAUGGGUACAUGAGUGGCCCCUAACACCUGGGGAUCUUGACAGCAUGUAGACAGCAGUGACACAUUUUGAAUGCACUAAGGGAACGGGCUCUGUGUGCUCCACCUAAUAACUGGGGCAUGGUUUGUGCCUGCACAGUGCUGCUAAUGCACACAGAAAUGCCCACUAAAACGUGAAAGAAAUGGGAAAAAAACCAACAAACCCAGGGUGCCCAGACAACCAAGUCAGUGGGGUCAGUGGGGAAUAGGUUCUCUGAGGGACUGUUAAACCCUAUGGUAGGAUGAAGGAGGUUAAGGUGGGGAGGAGGGGUGUGAAGAUGUAUUGAUGGUUCCUUUGCCAUGGAACUGUCACCCAUGAUCCUGCAUUGCACACUGGGCCAGGGCUGCUGGUUAAUCUCACAGCCAACACUGUGCUGUGUGCCCCAGAGUCUCCUUGAGGUCCCAUGUGUUACCCCUGUAGCUUUAGAAGACAAUACCUAAGUUUUAAAUGCUUUCUGUUGCAUUUCAAAGCCUGUAAUUAAAUGAGGGCUGCACCACUGCCUAUGAGAAGGUGGGGUUAAUUUCUUUUUUGUUGUUUGUGAAGCCGAGGGAGCUUGUUGUUGGUCUGACAGUGUGGCAAAAGGCCCUGGAGGGUGUUUGUGAGGGUGAAGUGCGGCAGGACAGGGAGCUGGUGGGCUCAGCCAAACAGCCUGAACCCACAAAACCAGAAAGUGUACUUACAGUGAGUGAUGUGCAGCUGGUUAGUGUCCUGUGCUCCUCCGUCCUGCUCUUCUUUCUGGUGGACGCAAGUCUAAAGGAAAGGACCACUGAAAAUGUUGUGUGCUUGUUCCUCAUCCCCAGGCACGUGUCUUGCUUACAGACAGGUCUGUGCCUGCUGUUGUGGAGUUAUGUUUGUUUAACUGCUGAAAAUGAAUUCAUGCCUGCAACAUGCCCAUUCGAAAUGCACCCCAGGUCACAGCUCUCAGAUGAACAUUCAGCUGGAAAACCCCCAGAAACACAGAGCUUGCUAUCUGCUGCUGAACACAGAGGAAAAAAUGUUCUUACAACUCUUAGCUAUAGCUGUAUAGAAAUUGCUUAUAUCUAUUAACUGCUUAAUAAUACAACCAUUAAAACAU
Phasianus colchicus (ring-necked pheasant) is the source of this 5503-nucleotide messenger RNA. RefSeq names its product cytosolic phospholipase A2 beta-like. Lineage: Eukaryota; Metazoa; Chordata; Aves; Galliformes; Phasianidae. Gene Ontology annotation, molecular function: calcium ion binding; calcium-dependent phospholipid binding. Gene Ontology annotation, cellular component: cytosol. Gene Ontology annotation, biological process: glycerophospholipid catabolic process. The record is from RefSeq and is a predicted model, not a curated record.